Esox lucius (northern pike) is the source of this 882-nucleotide messenger RNA. RefSeq names its product ring-infected erythrocyte surface antigen-like. Bases 1 to 882 code for a protein of 293 amino acids. The transcript has 2 exons. NCBI's taxonomy places the organism in Eukaryota, Metazoa, Chordata, Actinopteri, Esociformes, Esocidae. The record is from RefSeq and is a predicted model, not a curated record.
AUGAUUGGACAGACGGGAAGUGGAGGUUUCCUGACAGAAAUCCCUGUCUGUUACCUGAAGUCUGAAGGAGUUGGGGAGAGGGUGGAGAAGAGGGUGAAUGAAAGGAAGGAGGAGUGCAUGGAGGAGAAGGCAGAGAAUAGGGUGGAGGAGAGCAUAGAGGAUAGGGUGGAGGAGAGCGUAGAGGAUAGGGUGGAGGAGAAGGCAGAGGAUAGGGUGGAGGAGAGCGUAGAGGAUAGGGUGGAGGAGAAGGCAGAGAAUAGGGUGGAGGAGAGCGUAGAGUAUAGGGUGGAGGAGAGUCUAGAGGAUAGGGUGGAGGAGAGUGUAGAGGAUAGGGUGGAGGAGAGUCUAGAGGAUAGGGUGGAGGAGAGUGUAGAGGAUAGGGUGGAGGAGAGUCUAGAGGAUAGGGUGGAGGAGAGUGUAGAGGAUAGGGUGGAGGAGAGUCUAGAGGAUAGGGUGGAGGAGAGCGUAGAGGAUAGGGUGGAGGAGAGCGUAGAGGAUAGGGUGGAGGAGAGCGUAGAGGAUAGGGUGAAGGAGAGUCUAGAGGAUAGGGUGGAGGAGAGCGUAGAGGAUAGGGUGGAGGAGAGCGUAGAGGAUAGGGUGGAGGACAGCGUAGAGGAUAGGGUGGAGGAGAGUGUAGAAGAUAGGGUGGAGGAGAGCGUAGAGGAUAGGGUGGAGGAGAGCGUAGAGGAUAGGGUGGAGGAGAGCGUAGAGGAUAGGGUGGAGGAGAGCGUAGAGGAUAGGGUGGAGGAGAGCGUAGAGGAUAGGGUGGAGGAGAGCGUAGAGGAUAGGGUGGAGGAGAGCGUAGAGGAUAGGGUGGAGGAGAGCGUAGAGGAUAGGGUGGAGGAGAGCGUAGCCAUGAGAUGGACAGAAUGUGUUAACUGA